Entamoeba histolytica HM-1:IMSS is the source of this 1476-nucleotide messenger RNA. RefSeq names its product Ras guanine nucleotide exchange factor, putative. The transcript has a single exon. The coding region runs from base 1 to 1476 and encodes 491 amino acids. Gene Ontology annotation, biological process: Ras protein signal transduction; positive regulation of GTPase activity. The record is from RefSeq and is a predicted model, not a curated record. Gene Ontology annotation, molecular function: guanyl-nucleotide exchange factor activity. Gene Ontology annotation, cellular component: plasma membrane. Lineage: Eukaryota; Evosea; Mastigamoebida; Endamoebidae.
AUGUCCGCAAAACCAAUUGAAGUUACUAAGACAAAAGACACUCGUUCAUCACGAAGUGCAUCAACAGACUUUUCAUCCCUAUCUGGGAAUGAAGGAAAAAUAGAUGAACAAAAGUAUAAUCCUGAUCCAAGAUAUUCUGGAUUAUUUGAUUCACCUAAUAGUAGUGAUUGUAUUACUUGGACAACUGAAGCUGGGUGUGACUUUAAGAUCAUCCAAAAAGCAACAUUAGAAAAAUGUGUCCAAACAAUGAUGACGACAGAGUUUAACGAUGGGUAUUUUCAAGAAUGUUUUGUAUUGGCUUAUAGAUUAGUCACUACACCAGAGAGGUUAUUAGAGUUACUUGGGAUAUUAUUUGAUCCAACAAUUCCAGAAGGGAUGUUAUGGGAAAAUUUUGUGAAAGAUGUUAUAUCACCGUUAAGAUUAAAAAUUAUGAAUUUCGUAAGAAUUUGGAUAAAAAACGCUUGGAGAGAUUUUGAAGGACAAACGGAGUUGAUUGAAAAAUUACAACAAUUAUUGGACCAUUUUGAAGAAUUUAAUCCUAAAAUGAGUAAAAUCAUCCAGAAGCAAAUUGAAAUGAAAAGAAACUAUCCUAACAAACAGUCAAGUGAAGAGAUAGAUUUACCUUUAUUUAAACCAAUUACAUUAGAAAAAAAUGUUAAAUUUUCUGGUGUUUUACAAUUUCAUUAUAAAGAAUUUGCAAGACAAAUUAGUUUUCAACAAAAUGAAUUAUUCAGAAAGAUUCCUUACAACGAAUUUCUUGGAAAUGGUUGGAUGAAAAAAGAUAAAGAAGUAUUGACACCAAAUAUUAUGGCUUUAGUACGUUCAUCUCAAAAAUUAUUUGGCUUUGUUCAAAACAUUAUUCUUACUGAAGAAAAUGUAAAAAUGAGAGCGGUUUUAUUACAUUAUUUUAUUCAUGUAUCAGAAGAAAUGAAAAAAUUAAAUAAUUUUGAAGGAAUGAAAGCUGUACUAAGUGCAUUAGAAUCAUCACCAAUUUAUCGGUUGAAAGAUACGUGGGAUGGAAUAUUACCUGAAGAUAAAGAAACUGAGUUGAGUUUAAAUAAAUUAUGUGACCAAGAAAAAAAUUUUAGUAAAUUAAGAGAAAUGAUGAAAAUUGCAGUUCCACCUUGUUUACCAUUUUUAGGUUCAACAAUGAGUGACUUAGUAUUUACAACUGAUGGAAAUAAACAAGGAGAUAAGUUAUUAAUUAACUGGUUUAAAAUAAGAAGUAUAGGUAAUUUAGUUAAGGAAAUAAUGGUUAAACAAGCAAUUGGAUAUCCAGUUAAAAGAUAUAAUGAAAUAAUGAAUUUUUAUAAUAGCUACAAAAUAGAAGAAGACCAAGACAAGUUGUAUGAUAUUUCUAUAACACUUGAAACAAAAAGAGGGGAAAUAAAUAAUGAACUUGAAAAGAAGAUUGCAAAAUUAAAAAAAGAGGGAAAUACUAAAAUCAAGAAAUAUAUAAAAUAUCUUUCAAAAUAA